Messenger RNA from Olea europaea var. sylvestris, 1356 nucleotides. RefSeq names its product receptor like protein 3-like. The coding region runs from base 1 to 1356 and encodes 451 amino acids. The transcript has 9 exons. The record is from RefSeq and is a predicted model, not a curated record. NCBI's taxonomy places the organism in Eukaryota, Viridiplantae, Streptophyta, Magnoliopsida, Lamiales, Oleaceae. Gene Ontology annotation, biological process: hormone-mediated signaling pathway. Gene Ontology annotation, cellular component: plasma membrane. Gene Ontology annotation, molecular function: protein binding.
AUGGCCUGGACCUGUUGGUCUUUGGCUACGCUCGAUGUCUUUAAGGGAACGAAAAAUGCGCACGUAUACUUGGACAAGGCUAGAGACUUACUUAAUUAUGUCCCAACUACUGGUACCUUGUGUACUGAGCUACUAAUUCUUCCAAUGAUGACUUGUUCUCUUGUUGUUGCUGAUAUCCUACCCAUGAGAAGUUUGGAUGAUUCCUCAAACCUAGAUUAUCAUGCUGGAGUAAGAGUUGUUCUGUUGCCUUUGAAAAUGUUAAGCAUAACUAACCUCCUCAUGCUGCAACAUAUUUUCCCUUACAAUUGGCCACAUAGAUUGAUUUUCUACAGUUCUAUCAAAAAAACUAAGGCGUUGUAUAUAGGUAAAGUCAUAUUUGAUCAGCCUAUUGAAGAGUCUACUGUGUUACACCAUGCUCUUGUCUCCAUUCCGUUCUUCUUCCUCGUCCUACUGGUGUUUCUUGGAUUUGCUGUUAACUGUAAUACUGGUGUAUCUUUCUUGUUCUGUAUAUAUCUGCCAUGGCUCAUCUGGGAAGGAGUUGGAUUCUCACUCAACUCGUCACGGAAUCAGCUCUCUGGUCCUAUCCCGGAUGGAUUUUUUACGGCCUUGAACCGCCUGGUAUUCAUUGAUAUAAGCCAUAAUCGUCUCACCGGACAGUUAUCAGAUUCUGAUAAGCUGAUGAGUACUGUCACGACAGUGGAUUUAUCCAGCAACUGCUUUUAUGGGAGAAUCCAAUCUUCAUUUCUCCAGCCAGCAUUGAAUUUGCAAAGAUUUGAUGUCAGUAAUAACGGCUUCUCCGGUUCAAUCCCUUCAUCUAUCUGCAGAUUUUCACCUUCAAUUGUGCAUCUUGAUUUCUCCAAUAAUGACUUUGGUACUGAAUUGACAGGAAUGAUUCCUCAAGAUAUUGGGAGGCUCUCCAACUUGGAACAGGUCAACCUCCUUGAAGGUGAACUUUCUGCUUUUAAUUUCUCCAAAUUCAUUCAGCUUAGAUCCAUCGACCUUGGGAAUAAUUUCUUCAGAGGUAGAUUGCCAUCGAGCAUUUUUUUAUGCAAGAAUUUGACUGCAAUUCGCUUGACUUCUAAUAGUUUAAAUGGAGAGGUUUUGCCUGACAUAAUGGCAUUACAAUCUCUAUCCUUCUUAUCCCUUACUAAUAAUAGCCUAAACAAUAUCACCAGUGCUGUGCGCAUCCUAACAGUGUGCAAGAACCUCAGAACUUUAAUCCUCUCAAAAAACAUUUACAAUGAACCACUGCCUGGAGAUGAAAACUUGAUAAGAGCUGGCGAGUUCCAAAAUCUUCAAGUCCUGGGUUUAGGUGGCUGUGGAUUCACGGGGUCUAAUUCCAAUUUGGCUGUCUAG